AUGUUCGUUCAGACCAGUUUCUUUGGAACAGGUGUUAAGGCUUCUGCAAAGUCUGCAGAGUCGCAGCGGUGCUUGGCACACUCGUCCUGGAGCGUCCGCAUGACAGGGUACGAUAUGAACGGGAGCAGCGCGGGGAACCUCGGACCGCGGCGCAUCAAGUCAUCUGGCGUUGCGAAUGAUCGCCGCAUGUUUAAGGUCUCGUAUGUGCUGCCCAGUCAGUCACGUGUUGACAGCGGUCGCGAGUUGCAGAACGUUGCGACAACGAAGAUGGUGCCGUUCACUUCCUGGUACAGCGAGCAGCAGCGGAUCAUGAAGAUGGGCGGGCGCAUCACCAAGGUCGAACUGGCCAGUGGUGUUCCCCAACGCAACGUCGGCAACACUUAA
Molecule: messenger RNA, 384 nt
Organism: Cyanidioschyzon merolae strain 10D
Lineage: Eukaryota; Rhodophyta; Bangiophyceae; Cyanidiales; Cyanidiaceae
Product: phycocyanin-associated rod linker protein, fragment
Exons: 1
Coding region: 1-384 (127 amino acids)
Biological process (GO): photosynthesis
Cellular component (GO): phycobilisome
Source: RefSeq, a predicted model, not a curated record